AUGGCUUGCACCCGACGCAGGCGUGUAGUCGGGUGCCUUGGCUACUUCAUUGGCAUAUACUUUGUAAUUUAUAUGAGUCUAUAUGCUCGUCAGUUUCAAGUUGAAACGGAGUUAGGAUCAUGUUUUACAAAGCAUUAUAAUUAUUUUGUAAGUAAGAUGCCUCCACUCAAAAUAUAUCUUUAUAACUUAUCCCUUCCAUACCAAAUCAAAAUCGCUCAUCAUCAAUACGUUCAAGCCAUUCCAGGAAAUUUGGCCCAUACAACAGUUUUUGAGUAUAUUGUGCCAAAGACAAUUGAAUAUUAUAAGCAUCGUGUAUACGAUCCUGAAGAUGCUGACUUAUUUUACGUACCUUUAUACGGAGCGAUAUUUAAUCAACAUCGAGAAAUCGGCGACAUCGAUAAGAUUAUUCUGCCUCAAUUAAGAGAAGCUGGACCAUACUUCGACCGAUCAGAUGGUAUUGAUCAUGCUUGGACUCAAAUGUUAUUUUCUCAUAACAAUAUUCCAAUUACGCCAUAUCAUCAACACCAUCUUCCAUCAAUGAUUACACUUGGUGAUCUUGAUUAUAAUUAUACAGUUACAAACUCCCGUGAAUCUUUGAGAAAUAGCAACUUCCCACUAACUUCAAAUAUAAAUCAAGUAGACAUUAUAGAUUCCGAUAAUACUAGGCCUAUCACUGCGUUCUUUAUCGGUCAAAUUGAGCUCAGUGGCUUCGAUGAACAAGCUACACCAAUUCGACGAGGAAUGGCAGAAGAAAUGCAUAGAAUUCCUCAUGCCGUUAUUAUAAAUGCCAAGAGAUAUGACCCAAUUCACUCAGUUUACAACUAUAACUUUUCAAGGAUGAUGUUAAGUUCAGAAUAUUGCAUUGUACCUCAUGGAGAUGGGCCAACAACAAAAAGAUUAUUUGAUACGUUUAGAACUCUAUGCAUUCCUAUUGUUCUUAGCGAUCAAAUUCGUUUUCCUUUUGAAAAUCUUUUUAUUGACUAUUCAAAGGUUGUUAUUCAAAUUCCUGCUUUCCAUCCUGAAGAUAUAGGUGUUGCCAUGAGUCUCCCCAAUAAAAAACGAAGAAUUGAGCUUCGAGCAAAUAUGCUCAGAUUAUCAGAUAUUCUUGCCCAGAAAUUUACAUUUAAGCCGGAAUCCGGUGACCUAAUGUGGGCCUGGCUUUGGGUACAUUACUUUAAAUUGGCAACUGUCGCUGCAUCGAAGCGUAGAACUCUCCUUGCAUCGCCUUACUUAUAG
This is a messenger RNA of Trichomonas vaginalis G3, 1236 nucleotides long. RefSeq names its product macromolecule glycosylation. The record is from RefSeq and is a predicted model, not a curated record. Gene Ontology annotation, molecular function: glycosyltransferase activity. The coding region runs from base 1 to 1236 and encodes 411 amino acids. NCBI's taxonomy places the organism in Eukaryota, Parabasalia, Trichomonadida, Trichomonadidae. The transcript has a single exon.